AAGCUCUCAUCCAGCCUCAAACUUUUGAGUUCUGCACUUUCACCUGGAGUUCAGUCGCUCUCUUUCACUGAGCUUCUGUCCCCGCCUCUCUUUCUCUUUCUUUUGCCCUUUCUUCAAAUCGGCUGGUCCGUUUUGCGACCCAAGCUGAUCUUUCGAGACAGCCUGUUUCAUCUUUUCCCUACCUAGCUGUCCUAGUGGCGCUUUUGCUCUCCUUUCUUCACGAAAAGUUUCAAAUAAUGCGUGUUAAGCAAUUUUGGGUCUACGUUCCGCUUCCCGCAAAGCUGAAGCUUGUAUGGGAACGUAUCACUUUUUCUCGACUCACGACUGCCUAUUUCGUUUUUUCGGUUCUCCACUGUUUCAUCCAACUUGGGUUGCAGAUCAACGCUUUCACCGUCAACGCUAACGCUGCGGUGUUUCUGGAGUCGAUUGUGAAGCAGGCAGGUGCCACUGGUAAGGUUGUACCAGCCCUUGGGAACGGCGAUUUGAGGUUAUGUCAAACCAUUGCCCACGAUCUCAGUAUCGACGCUUGUGAGGUUGUAUGGAGUGAACAAUCUGGGACAGCACGCGAAGCCGAUAACAUUGCUACCACUUCCCUCACGUCACAACCCACUUCCAGUCCCACUGAUAAUGUGGUGGUAUCUGUGUCUAAUUCCGCCACCUCCGUCAGCUCUUCUUCCCAGACCUCUAAUACCGUCUCGCCCUCUUCAACAAGACAGACAACUCAGUCUGCUACGUCGCAGGUUAUUCGAACUAUCACUAUCAUAACAACACCAACACCUACCGCCACCAACGUCAACAAUGCAAAAAAAGUUGAGGAGGAUCACGACGACGACCACGAGAAGGACAGUCAGAAGCACGAUGAUGAUGACGACGGCGAGGAGGAAGGGAAGGAAGGAAAUCUUGAGCAUAGGGCGGCACCUUUCAAGAGACAACCUUCGGGCAUGCCCGUCAAAGUUACCUUGAACGGUGGUGGGUUCCAUAACCAAGUCGAAGAGUUGACUAUGAGCUGCGCUCUGUCUUUGAAUUGGCCUGUCAGCAUUCUCGACAACACGAAGCGUGAAGACGUCGUCUUCAUCGCAUUCCAAAUUUGGGUAUUGGGAAUGUCAAUCGUCGCUAUUCUCAAUGAGUCAAUCCCUCAUAUUGUGGCAUCGCUGCUUACCCAUCUUCUGGCAACUGGUUGGUCAGGGUUUCAGAUCAACCAUACAGCAAGCUUCCGACACGAUUUCACACGAUUCAUUUCACAAGGAGCCUGUGCGGAAAAAUACCUCUCACCUAAUUUCUGGACUCAGCGCGUUGUUGUGGAAUACAUCAUACUUUCGUUCAAUAUUGUCGCUCUCCUCAUAUCUGCGUAUUUGACUUGGAAGUUAGUGAAGCUCUUCGGAUGGCAGACCUUCAAACGUGUCGGUGCUUCACUUGCAGUGAACCGCAUGUAUAAGCUGGUCCUCGUUAUGUCUAUCGCGCUACAGCUGUCCAUAUUCUUCAUGGGUGUCACCUGUGGUUUGUGGAUAGACGACCUCUUCAAUGGCGUCGCUGCAACUCAGGCAUGGUAUGUUCCUCUGUACAAAACCACUGUAUUCAUUACCAUUUUCCUUCUUAUUCCCUGGGUUAUCCUGGGAUGGGUUUCCAUUCGGAAAGAACUGAAAGUUCCGAUGUUGAUCUUCUUGGUCCUCUCCUUGUGUUAUCUUGCUGGUUGGAGUGUCAUGUUCAUAGCCGACACUUUCCGUUGGACCUUCAUGACCUGGAAGUUCUUCCGUCUCAUGGCGGUCGCUUCCGUCUUCCUCACAGUUGUCGCAUUCGUACUUGGUGUUAUCUGCCGCUGCAACUUUGGGAAGGGUCUACCACGCUAUCUUAAUGCGCAAGAACCUCUUCCCGGUGAUGAAUUCACCCCGGUAUACCAAACAAGUGACAUUGAGAAAGUCGACUUCCCAUCGAGUGAUAAGCCUAUCCCUACUUUCUCUGCUGCGUUCGGACGAGGUGCGGAAGUUCCGCCUCCAAAUCAAAUGUUUCCCACUCGUGGAUCGAAUGGACCUCGAUUUUUCCAGCGAUCUGCCGUGCCAUUCGAGAGUCCUCGAGGAAGUGACGGUUACAUCACUCCUCCGGAGUCAGUCAUGACACGCGAUAACAGCAGGUCCGAUACUUUAUCACGGUCUGACUCGAAUGAGGACUACAACUACAACCACUCAGGAAACCAGCACUUUCGGUCAGAUAGCUCGGAUUCUGGUAAGACGGUAGGAGGACGUUGGGUAAUCGAGUAAAAUAGAUAGUUGUUCAAAGUUUAAUGCGUGCCGGGUUCGCUGGACAUUUUUUUGCUUUCUUCUAUCGUGCUUCUGAAAUGCAUAUUGCUGCGGGAGUCAGUUACUCCCAUUCCUUGCAUGUACACAAAUUUUAGAUCAACUGUAGACACUGCCGAGGUCAAGCCGAGGCGGUGUUUAACAUAGUUUAACGCUGACAUCUAAC
Molecule: messenger RNA, 2457 nt
Organism: Marasmius oreades (fairy-ring Marasmius)
Lineage: Eukaryota; Fungi; Basidiomycota; Agaricomycetes; Agaricales; Marasmiaceae
Exons: 8
Coding region: 237-2255 (672 amino acids)
Cellular component (GO): Golgi apparatus
Source: RefSeq, a predicted model, not a curated record